Zea mays is the source of this 881-nucleotide messenger RNA. RefSeq names its product OSJNBa0041A02.21-like protein. The coding region runs from base 299 to 598 and encodes 99 amino acids. Lineage: Eukaryota; Viridiplantae; Streptophyta; Magnoliopsida; Poales; Poaceae. The record is from RefSeq and is a predicted model, not a curated record. The transcript has 2 exons.
UCAGCGGCAUUGAUUAGGGAGCCGUGCGAUCCUGUGAUCCAGGAUCUAUUAUAUAUAAAAAUACACUUAUAUAUAAACUCCACAAUCCGAUGCCCCCAUAACAUUGGCUGAUUGGCAUUAGCAGUCGGUGAGAAACAGGCAAGCAGCGCGAGAGGGCACGGCGGUGGUGGUUCUUGCGACAACAUCAGGUCAGCCGUCGUUCGAAGCCACGGCGAGGCUAGGAGGCCGUGCCCGGCGGCCAGCGGAGCCGCCGCGCGGACCAGGCGGCGGGGCGCCCAGGGUCGCCGGGACACGCGCCAUGGCGUGGUGGCGCGCGCGGGUCGUCGCGCCAGCGCGCCACGCCUGGCUCGCCGUCGUCGUCGCCGCGCGCGUGCGCGGCCGCAAGCGCCGCACUGAGCGCGCAGGAAUCGUGGACCUCCACAAGGACGUGCAGACCUGCGGGUACCACGACGUUCAGGUGAUGUGGGGCAUGCUGGGCCUGGAGGCCGGCGCGCCCAGCGCUCCGGAGCGCCGGAAGCGGUCGCCGUUCUGGACCUGGACGCCGUCGUUCUGGCACUUCGCUUCGUCGCGCCGCACCGGCACGGCCGCCGCGCGGUGAGCGCGCGGCACCGACGCACCGCCGUGCGGUAGAAGAUGACUAGGCAGUGUCUGUUCGUGUCGGUGAAAAGCUGAAAGCUCCACUGCGGGGGCCUCUGGGGUGGGGACUGGGGCAUACUAUCAGUUUGACUAGGAAACGGUGCUGGUGUGGUGUGUACUACAAUCUCCUUUGUGCUCGGUGCACUUCUACUGCACAUUGUCACUGUAGAGAGAGCGAGAGAGGGAAAAAACAAUGUACAUAAAAAAAACCAGCUCUAAUUCCCCAUGUUUAUUUGCUUUGUGUU